This is a messenger RNA of Pochonia chlamydosporia 170, 1821 nucleotides long. RefSeq names its product LipA and NB-ARC domain-containing protein. Gene Ontology annotation, molecular function: riboflavin kinase activity. Gene Ontology annotation, cellular component: mitochondrion. The coding region runs from base 1 to 1821 and encodes 606 amino acids. Gene Ontology annotation, biological process: FMN biosynthetic process; riboflavin biosynthetic process. The transcript has a single exon. The record is from RefSeq and is a predicted model, not a curated record. Lineage: Eukaryota; Fungi; Ascomycota; Sordariomycetes; Hypocreales; Clavicipitaceae.
AUGGAGGAUGUUCGAGGAUGGAACGCUGGUCGCCGUCCGCAAACAAGUCGCGCUGACACCCUUCACAUCCAAUCUACGGCUUGGCCAUCAUCACAAUCGCAAUCGCCUCGCUCGCCACUCCGUCCCAGUAGAUCUGUGACAAAUUUACGAUCACCUACGAUAGACCAUCCACCUGUGCCGCCUCUACCUGUCGAAACCUACACCCAGGACCUGGAUCUGCUUCCACCACCGCCUCCUUAUGAGGUCCGAAGGGUCCGCAGCUCAUCUGCCCUCUCAGUCGCGUCGCCAUCCGUCACCACAAGCACAGAGCAAGAAGCCUCAUCGUCGAAAUGGAAGACUUUUUGCGAAGAAGCUCAAUUCAAGGCUAGUGGACUCAUUGGAAAAGCUGUCGAGUCAAAUAAACACUAUAGUGUUAUCCGUCACUCAUCUUGGUUGGUCUGGUACCAGGGGCCGCAGACGUCAGUGACACUCACCAUCCUGUCGGACCGACCCCUGCCACCCAACAGGACGGUAUGGCUGCAGAAAAAGGGUCACUCUGGAAACAUGGGCAUGGCGCUCAAGGCAAUGGUCAAUUCUGGGGAUGGUCUAGUCGACGUGACGCCGGUGCAGGAAGCGCAGGUCCAGCAGAUUCCUGCAACUAAAGAACGCAACAUACAGCGGGAUAUUGACAACUUCAUAGCAAAAGCAUCAAAGGGGAAGAAGCACAUCCCUAGGGAGACACAUAUGAUUCGUAUUCCUGCCUCAGCAACCGAUGGGUAUUAUCGACUGGUCGUGCGUGGUGGAAAAGACGACAAGAACAAGAGCAUUCUGUGUGAAUGCACUGUUUUCCGGAUAGCAAGUUCAUCUGCGGAUCCAGCCGUUGUCCGCGGCGCCAGUCUCAAGACUUUGCCUUUGGAAAUGGGUAUCAGCAUUGGCACAACUAUUGCGCGACAGGUUGCCAAGAAGUACACUGGCGUUGCCGGGGCGGUGGUGACAAACAGGGCUGGCAAGAUUGUCGCUAAGCAAUCCGUCAAGAAGGCCACCACGGUGGCUCUCAAGGGUUAUCACGGUGUCGGAGGGCCAGGACUCCAAGACGCCGUGCAGGAAAGUUGGAGGCGUCAGAGGGCAGCUGGCCCAGUUCUAGUCGGUGAAUAUACCACGGAAGAGGUGGUCACCGUUAUCGGGGCCGACGACGGACCUGUUUCCCCUUUCCCCAAACAAUUCAAAGGCAGGAUAGUGCGAGGCGCGGGACGGUCUGCCACGGAACUUGGUUUUCCAACAGCCAGCUUGGCCGAUGUCCCGGGUGACGUCAAAGUAAAUCUGCCAGGAGUAUUUGCGGCAUGGGUAAUGAUUCUCCCAGGCAAGAAGAAUGUGCCUGACGGUCUAUCGCCAGAUUGGCAUCCAGCCAUUGUGACUAUCGCACCUCGUCGUGGCGCUGCUCCUACUGUUGCCAUGGAAAACGAAGUGUCUGUCCACAUCCUCAACGACUUUGGCAACGUUUACUUCUUCGAAAGCAGACUCAGCGUUCUUCUAAUGGGAUGGCUGCAUGCUCCCAUGGCGUUGACUUCUUCCGCCACCGACGUCCUCUAUCAGCAUGAAAUGGAUAUCAACACCACGAUGGCGAGCUUAGACCGAGAGAACUGGCAGCCCGAGGGGACGAUUGAGCGCAUGAGGACAUUGAAGAGCGGGAGAAGCUUUUCAGAGCGUUUAGACAGCGCGACGAGUAAGGUGAUUCAACGUGUGGACACGAUCCCUUUGCACCUGGUGGGCAUGAGAAGCGAGUCGGAGACCCUGCGAGAUCAGAGCUAUGGAAUUGGUGGCCUAUGGAUCAAGAGAGAUUGA